This is a messenger RNA of Brachypodium distachyon (stiff brome), 2235 nucleotides long. RefSeq names its product NADP-dependent alkenal double bond reductase P2. Gene Ontology annotation, molecular function: oxidoreductase activity, acting on the CH-CH group of donors, NAD or NADP as acceptor. Bases 936 to 1970 code for a protein of 344 amino acids. The record is from RefSeq and is a predicted model, not a curated record. The transcript has 4 exons. NCBI's taxonomy places the organism in Eukaryota, Viridiplantae, Streptophyta, Magnoliopsida, Poales, Poaceae.
AUAAGUUAAUCAAAGAGAGGGCUGUUUCCAAACCUACAUUAGGUACAACUAAUACAGUACAAAUCUAAACUAAUUACAAGUCUUUUGAGCUUUAAUCUAUUGGUCAGAACGAAAACAAAAACCUAAUCCAAAACAGUGUACUUUGUCCUGGUACCAGAGAUUUCCGAACAGGUUUAUUUCUCAGCCGUCCAGAUGUCAGAGCUUCAAAAUCAGAAAUAAGCACUCCAGAAAUUUCAGAAACUAGGUUCAACAUUUAUCUAGCAAUAACAGAGUCAAAGAGCAAAUGAUGUACUAUUGAGUAUUGACUCUUCUUCUCCACAAAACAUACAUUCCAAAGUUUUGAAGAUUUUCGUUUUUCUUAAAUUGUCCUUAGUCAUCAGUAUGUUUUUAGCAGGCAGUUUCUGCUUCCACAUAGUAUCAGGUAAGAAAACUGGAUGUACGCCUGUCUUGUAAAGAGAACUUGAAGAAUAGAUCCCUUCACCAUCAUAUUGCCAUCAUUUGUUUCACCGUUUUAAUGAGGAAAAGUCCUACGACAUGUACAUUUUAAUUGGCCCUCCGACAUAUAAGUUCGAUUACCAAGUGGCAAGUGGAACAGAGCCAAUCCAUAAAUGAUAUACACCGUUUGAUUCCUAGUUGUCUCCAUCUGGUUUUGUUUGCUAGUACUUUUUUGAGGGAGAGCGUACGAAAUCCUGUGGGAAGCAUCUCUACCGAAACGUCUACCACGGCAUCUUUCCUUUGUCCUGGGGCGCCCUUGGGUUUAACGAACGGCACCACCGAAAGACCACCAGCUCGGCAUCAUCAUAUAGUACUGUCCUACAUACACAUCCGGCCAUUGAUCUUCUCGCGUCAACUAGCUAGCUCCUGACUGCCAAAGCACCCACAUUGCUUGUUUUCUUUGCUUGCUGUUCUUCUUCCCCGGCGGCAACAGACGAUCGAUGGAGGUUGAGAACCGGUACGUGGCCGUGCGGCACCACGUCGAGGGGUCCCCCUCAGAGUCCGACUUCGAACUGAUCACGGCGGCAACACCGGUGCGGUGGACGCCGGAGUCCGGCGAGGUCCUGGUGAAGAACCUGUACCUGUCCGUGGACCCCUACCAGCUCAACCGCAUGAAGCGCCACAGCGCGUCCCACCUCGCCGUCGACGUCAUCGUGCCCGGCGAGAGGAUAGCGGCGUACGGGGCGGGCGAGGUGGUGGCGUCGGGGUGCGCGGAGUACGAGGCGGGGGACAUCGUAGCGGGCGUGCUGGCGUGGGAGGACUACACGCUGUUCCGGCCGUCCCCCGCCGUGCUCAUGUCCAAGGUGGACGCCUCGGACGAUUUCCCCUUGUCGUACCACAUCGGCGUGCUGGGCACGAGCGGGAUGACGGCCUACGGCGGCUUCUACGAGGUGUGCAAGCCCAAGAAAGGGGAGACGGUGUUCGUGUCCGCCGCGUCCGGCUCCGUCGGCAGCCUCGUCGGCCAGUUCGCCAAGCUCCACGGCUGCUACGUCGUCGGCUGCGCCGGAACCCAAGCCAAGGUCGACCUGCUGAAGGACAAGCUGGGGUUCGACGACGCCUUCAACUACAGAGAGGAGCCUGACCUCAAAGCCGCGCUCAAGAGGCGCUUCCCUGACGGGAUCGACAUCUACUUCGAGAACGUGGGCGGGGAGAUGCUGGAGGCGGCGCUGGCCAACAUGAACGCCUACGGCCGGGUCGCCGUCUGCGGGGUCAUCGCCGAGUACACCGACCCCGGGAGGCGUGCCGUGCCGGACCUGCUGGAGGUGGUCUACAAGCGCAUAACGCUCCGGGGCUUCUUCGCCUACGACUACAUCACCAGGUUCCACGAGUUCGUCGGGAUCAUCGGCGGAUGGAUCCGCGAGGGCAAGAUCCAGGUCGUCGAGGACGUAUCCAACGGGCUAGAGAGCGUCCCGUCGGCUUUCGCCGCGCUGUUCCGCGGCGAGAAUGUUGGCAAGAAACUCGUUAAACUGGCGUAGGAUAAAAAAACGAGGUUCUGUUGAUCGGUUCAAACGCCAGAUUCCAAAACUUUGUUCAUCGUUCCCCCACGAGAGGAGAAGACCUUUACUCCGAAAUAGGAGACCUAUUUGUGUCAGAAAUGAGGGAGAUUGUUUUGUUACUGUACUUUAAUUCCACUUCAGUCUGUACUCUGGACAGUGAUGAAUGUAACUUCUUUGAGAAAACAAAACGUUGUUUUGUUCAGCUGAAACACGCAUGAAAGGCAAUGAGUUCUGCCUGAAAUCA